Messenger RNA from Salvia splendens (bonfire salvia), 1384 nucleotides. RefSeq lists its product as uncharacterized. The transcript is spliced from 2 exons. The coding region runs from base 173 to 1348 and encodes 391 amino acids. Lineage: Eukaryota; Viridiplantae; Streptophyta; Magnoliopsida; Lamiales; Lamiaceae. The record is from RefSeq and is a predicted model, not a curated record.
CCGACAGCAAUGGAUAACGCAGCAGAAACCGACUCAUAGAUUCCUGCAACAACAUGCACAACGCCACGUGUAACAAACUCCCAAACUUUCCUCUCAAUUUAUACCAAUUCAAACCGAUGAAUAUAUCCUCCAACAAUUUUCGUUUCUGAGAAUCGAAAAUCAGGAAAAAAGAAUGAUGAAUUUUCUGGCAUUAGGUCUUGUUUUAACCUCGCUAGUAACCGCAGGUUUUUUCACCCCAACUCCACAGAACCCUAAAUCGAGAGAUGAUGAUAAUGUGAUAGUGAGAGACGGCCACCGAGUUGUGGUGGUCGAGUACGAGAAAGACGACGGCAACACCAAGGUUCUCAUCUCACCUCCCGAGAAAUCAGAGUUUCUUGCAACCGCAAACGAUAAACUGAACGAGAAAAUGGAGGGAGCUCGUGAUGAAUUGGGAAAUUUAGUUGAAAAUCAAGAAGAUCGCAAAUUCAGCCCUCGGGAGCUCAUUUGCGAUGCCUACGGGAAGUGCAAGCACAAGAUCGCUUCGGCCUUCGAGAAGACGAGGGAAUCCGCGGCCGAAACGGAGGAGGCCGCCAAAGACAAAAUUCAAGAAUCUAAGGAGAAGGUGAAAGAUGAGGUGGUGGAGAAGGCGAGGAGAGUCAAAGACACGAUUCAAGAAUAUAAGGAGAAGGUGAAGGAUGAGGUGGCGGAGAAGGCGAGGAAGGAGCUGAGGGAGAUUUUGAGGCAUGCGUGGGAGGUGGCGGGGGAUGUGUUGGACUACGUGGCGCCCAGGGAGAGGCUGGGGGCGGCGGCCGGGGUGCUGCAUUUGAUGGGGUUCGCGGCGGCUUACGGGAUGGGGGUGUGGAUCACGUUCGCGUCGAGCUACGUGCUGGCGGGGGCGCUGCCACGGCACCAGUUUGCGGUGGUGCAGAGCAAGAUCUAUCCGGUUUAUUUCAGGGGGAUGGCGUGUGGUGUGGGGAUGGCCUUGUUGGGGCAUUUGGUGGGGCGGAGGGAUCCAGCCCCGGUGUUCCAAGGGUUGAACCUCGCGGCCGCGCUCGGGAUGAUCCUCGUGAAUUUGAGGUGGCUGGAGCCUCAGGCGACUAAGGUGAUGGUGGAAAGGAUGAAGAAGGAGAAGGAAGAGGGCACCGGACAAGCGGUGGAGACGUGCAGGAAGGCCGGAGAGUCCACCGCUGAGACGGCAGGCAGAGUUCCAGCUAGUGAAGCAGCAGCAGCAAGGUCUCAGAUCAUCCAAUUGAGCCAAACUCUUGAGAGGCUCAACUCAUAUUCAUCUUUCCUCAAUGCUCUAACCCUCGUGUCGCUGACCUGGCACCUCGUCCACCUCGGCCAGCGUCUGCACGCGGCCACCUGUUGAGCUGCUCGUCUGUGUAGAUGAAGUGUAAUUAGAUGA